Molecule: messenger RNA, 810 nt
Organism: Talaromyces proteolyticus
Lineage: Eukaryota; Fungi; Ascomycota; Eurotiomycetes; Eurotiales; Trichocomaceae
Product: putative aspergillopepsin-2 precursor
Exons: 1
Coding region: 1-810 (269 amino acids)
Biological process (GO): proteolysis
Molecular function (GO): glutamic-type endopeptidase activity
Source: RefSeq, a predicted model, not a curated record
AUGAAGUUCACCCUCCUUGCUCCAGCCCUCCUCGGCGCCACUGUGUUGGCUGCUCCCAAAGGUCAUGGUCUUGCUGCCCGCGCUGCCGGACGUAGCCGUCUCUCCCACCCCAGAAUUCCUGCUUCAUCCGAAGCUAUCGAGGGCGUAGAGUCCCCAAACAAGACUAACGUCGACUACUCGUCCAACUGGUCUGGUGCUGUCCUGACCGCACCUCCUUCUGGCACCACUUUCACCUCAGUUUCCGCCGAGUUCACAGUGCCAACUCCCAAGCCCGUUAACGGCCAGGCUGGCUCGUCGUCCGCAUGGGUUGGUAUCGACGGAGACACCUACUCGAACGCCAUUCUCCAGACCGGUAUCGAUUUCAGUGUCACUGCUAGCGGCGAGGCUUCCUUCGACGCUUGGUACGAGUGGUACCCUGACUAUGCUUAUGACUUCUCUGGCAUCAGCAUCAGCGCUGGUGACAAGAUUUCCGUUUCCGUUGUUUCCAAAUCUAGCAGUGCCGGAACUGCCACUAUUGAGAACCUGACCAACGGCGACAAGGUCACCAAGAGCCUUACUGCGCCAGACUCCUCCUCAACCCUGGGCGGCCAGAAUGCUGAGUGGAUUGUCGAGGACUUCGAGGAGGGCAGCAGCUUGGUUACCCUUGACAACUUCGGCACUGUCACCUUCACUGGCGCUUCUGCUGGCUUGUCUGACGGAAGCUCUGUUGGAACGGGCGGUGCAGACAUCAUUGACUUGAAGCAGAACAACAAAGUACUGACUUCCGUCACCGUGCCAAGCUCUUCCGAGGUUGUUGUCAAGUACGUCUAA